Molecule: messenger RNA, 2049 nt
Organism: Ictalurus furcatus (blue catfish)
Lineage: Eukaryota; Metazoa; Chordata; Actinopteri; Siluriformes; Ictaluridae
Product: polymeric immunoglobulin receptor-like
Exons: 4
Coding region: 690-1418 (242 amino acids)
Source: RefSeq, a predicted model, not a curated record
AUGCAUUUUCAAUAAAGAUGCUGCUAUAGUAUUUUUUUUUUAUAAACCUGUGUUGUGUUUGCAAUUGUUUGAUAUCCAUGAGACCAGAGUAUUUUCGUCACACACACACACUUUGUUAUGGUAUUGGGAAACAUAAACAGGAAGUUCAUGAGAACAAAACCAACUGUUUCUACACAGAGGAGUAGGAUCUUAUUCAACAUCCGAGCAAAUUUGCAAUGUGCUGCCUUUUUAUUGUCAUUCUUUUCAUUUCAAGUAAGUAGAUUUUUAUCCACGAAAUUCAUGUCAAUCAUUUGUUAUGUGACUCAGGGUAGCAGAAAUAAGGAAAUAUUUCAUCUGAAUUGAGCAACAGUGGGCGCACGGUGGAUUAGUGGUUAGCACGUUCGCCUCACACCUCCAGGGUCGGGGGUUUGAUUCUCACCGUGGCCCUGUGUGUGUGAGGAGUUUGCAUGUUCUCCCCGUGCUGCGGGGGUUUCCUCCGGGUACUCUCAUUUCCUCCCCCAGUCCAAAGACGUGCAUGGUAGACUGAUUGGCAUGGCAGAGUGUAUGAAAGGGUGUGUGAGUGUGUGUGUGAUUGUGCCCUGCGAUGGAUUGGCACCCUGUCCAGGGUGUACCCCGCCUUGUGCCCGAUGCUCCCUGCGAUAGGCUCCAGGUUUCCCCGUGACCCUGAAAAGGAUAAAGCGGUAUAGAAGAUGGAUGAGUUACCGUGUCAUGUUUCUGUUUUCUAUGCAGAUGUUGGCAGUCAGGCAUCGAGGAAAUUAAGUCUUCAAACUGGAGCAUCUGUCACCAUCCCAUGUCAUUACGAUAGGAAAUAUGUACAUCAUAAGAAAUACUGGUGCUAUAAUAAUGGUGCAUCAUUCGGAUCCUGUACAAUUCAGGCGUAUACCAGUGAGACACAGGGGAAAGUGACAGUGACUGAUAACCCAGCUGAGAGUCUCUUUACUGUGAUGAUGAAAGAUCUCCAGACAGAAAACACUGGAUGGUACUGGUGUGCUGUAGAGAUACAUAGAUUGAGAGAUGUUUAUGAAAAUCUCUACAUCACAGUGAAAUCAGAUCCUGAUCUGUCUGUGAUGGAGAGCAGAGUGAGUGGUGAGCAAGGAUGCAGAGUCACAGUCCAGUGUCUCUACAGCGCUGCGUAUCGGAAUACACAGAAGCAGUGGUGCAGAUUUAAAGACAAGCACUGCUACAAUGUGGGGAGGACUGCCACAUCCCAGAAUUCAGCAGUGAACGUCCAUGAUGAUGGGAGAGGAUCCUUCAGUGUGCAGAUGAGGGGACUGAAGAAGAGUGAUGCUGGCUGGUACUGGUGCGGUGCAGGAGAUCUGCAGGUUCCUGUUCACAUCAGUGUCUAUGGUGAUGCUCCAGAUUCGUCAGAUUCCAAAGAAUGCAUAAAGCCAGAGACGUUCUGUAUUGCACACAGUUGAAAGAGGUGAUCCUGGUGGCAUUGGGAAUUUAUGAAACUGGAACAUUCUCUUUGUUUUCACAACUGAUAUGAGAUAAAGUGUGUUACAAGGGAUUCAACUGCAAUGGAGUUCUUUAUAUUUUGACUAUAUACAGCAAAUAUACUUAUAGUAACAUGUGUUUUAUAUGCUAUUAUUAAAUAUUGUUAAGUUAAGGUAAAAAAUAAAGUUCUCAAAUCGUGUUCUCAGGUGCUUUUUGCAUCUUUGGUUUAAGAUGCUGUAUGUAUUAUUACUGUAUUAUUACAAUCUAAUCAAUGCAAUGUUAUACUAGCUGUACAGGAAGGAUCUCAGAUACUGUAUAAUCUGCCAGUUCUGUAAAUAUUUUUUCACAAUAUCAGGUGGGUUGCUGUAUUGAACUGUAAAACAUUUAAAGUAUCAUACUGGUCAAAACACAGUAUUUUAUUCUAGAAUCUACAUUAAUUCUUCACAGGCUAAGACUAGUGCAGCAUUGACUUUCUAAGUCAAUGAUGAUUCUCUGUCAUAUAGCAUCAGAACAGGGCUAUUCAUUUUCUCAACAAUUUAUUAACACUGGAUGAAGGAUUUUUUUGUAUGUCCUUGGGUUGUCGAUUAUAAUAAAGUUUGUGUUAUGCUCCGA